AUGGUGUUUCACAGUUUGACCACUGAGGGCUGUGCUGACUCAUGUAACCCAGGGUGUGGGUGCGCUUGGCAGCUCCGAGAGAAAUAUGGGGAUGUCUUCACGGUAUACCUGGGACAGAGGCCCGUGGUCAUGCUGUGUGGGAUAGAGGCCAUAAAGGAGGCCCUGGUGGACCAGGCUGAGGACUUCUCAGGCCGGGGCAAAAUCGCCAUCCUUGAGCCAGUCUUCCAGCAAUAUGGCGUGUUCUUUUCCAACGGGAACCGCUGGAAGACCCUCCGGCGGUUUUCUCUGGCCACCAUGAGGGACUUCGGGAUGGGGAAGCGGAGCGUGGAGGAGCGGAUUCAGGAGGAGGCUCAGUGCCUGGUGGAGGAGCUGCGGAAAUCCAAGGGAGCCCUCCUAGACCCCACCUUCCUCCUCCAGUGCAUCACUGCCAACAUCAUCUGCUCCAUUGUCUUUGGAAAACGCUUCCACUACCAAGAUGAAGAAUUUCUGAGGCUGCUGGACCUGCUCUUCCAAUCUUCCGAACACAUCUGCUCUUUCUCUGGCCAGCUGUUUGAGCUCUUCUCUGACUUCUUGAAGUUCUUUCCUGGCACGCACAGGCAGGUCUGCAAAAAGCUGCGGGAAAUCAGUGCCUUCAUUGCCCGCAGUGUGGAAGAGCACCGGGAAACCCUGGACCCCACUGCCCCCCGGGACCUCAUAGAUGCCUACCUGCUGCGCAUGGAAAAAGAGAAAUCCAACCCACACAGUGAGUUCAGUGAGAACAACCUCAUCUUCAACACGCUCUCGCUCUUUUUUGCUGGCACUGAGACCACCAGCACCACCCUGCGCUACGGCUUCCUGCUCAUGCUCAAAUACCCCCAUCUAACAGAGAGAGUCCACAAGGAGAUUGAGCAGGUGGUUGGCACACAUCGCCCACCAGCCCUCGACGACCGGGUCAAAAUGCCGUACACGGACGCCGUCACCCACGAGAUUCUGAGGUUGGCAGACCUCAUCCCCCUUGGUUUGCCCCACAUUGUCACCAAAGACACCCACUUCCGAGGAUACAUCAUCCCCAAGGACACCGAAGUAUUUCCCAUCCUGAACUCUGCUCUCCGUGACCCACGUUACUUUGAAACACCAGAGGCCUUCAACCCUGACCACUUCCUGGAUGCCAAUGGGGCACUGAAGAAGAAUGAAGCUUUUAUUCCCUUUUCCUUAGGGAAGCGCAUCUGUCUUGGUGAAGGCAUCGCCAGGAACGAGUUGUUCCUCUUCUUCACCACCAUCCUCCAGAACUUCUCCCUGGCCAGCCCCGUGGCACCUGAGGACAUGGACCUCACGCCGCAGGAGAGUGGUCUGGGCAAAGUAGCCCCAACAUACCAGAUCCGCUUCCUGCCUCGUUGAAAGGCCUGAGGGAAAGGGGGAAAAGGAUUCCAGG
Messenger RNA from Microcebus murinus (gray mouse lemur), 1411 nucleotides. The record is from RefSeq and is a predicted model, not a curated record. NCBI's taxonomy places the organism in Eukaryota, Metazoa, Chordata, Mammalia, Primates, Cheirogaleidae.